Messenger RNA from Carassius carassius (crucian carp), 2043 nucleotides. It is a transcript of the gene kcnj11l, whose product is annotated as potassium inwardly rectifying channel subfamily J member 11, like. The transcript is spliced from 6 exons. The coding region runs from base 169 to 1470 and encodes 433 amino acids. Lineage: Eukaryota; Metazoa; Chordata; Actinopteri; Cypriniformes; Cyprinidae. Gene Ontology annotation, molecular function: inward rectifier potassium channel activity. Gene Ontology annotation, cellular component: plasma membrane. Gene Ontology annotation, biological process: potassium ion import across plasma membrane; regulation of monoatomic ion transmembrane transport. The record is from RefSeq and is a predicted model, not a curated record.
AAGGACUCUGUCUGAUUGCAUAAGCUACCUACCCAGCCAUCUGCUUGCGUUUGUUUUAAACAUUUUGUUCGGUUAAUAUUAUUAUUUUUCAAACUACAUUGAUAUGAUAUAAACAGCGCGUGUCACUGUUGUGCUGUGUGGAGCACCGAUCAGCCACAGAUUGUCAUAAUGCUGGCCCGCAAAGGCCUUUUGGCUGAUGGUUUCCUGUUGACACGACUCGCUGAGGAUGCCGCACAACCCAGUCACAUCCGGCCGAAGUCACAGAGGGCACGUUUCAUCACCAAGAGCGGGUCGUGUAAUGUUGCCCACAAGAAUAUACGAGAACAGGGCCGGUUUCUCCAAGAUGUUUUCACCACCAUGGUGGACCUGAAAUGGCAGCAUUCCCUGCUCAUCUUCACUUCGGCAUUCCUGUGCUCCUGGAUGCUCUUUGCCAUGGUGUGGUGGCUUUUAGCAUUCGCUCAUGGCGAUCUGGAGCCUCGAGAUCCCAAUGAGCCUGGACCUGUGCCAUGUGUCACUUCCAUUCACUCCUUCACGUCUGCUUUUCUGUUCUCCAUUGAGGUGCAGGUGACUAUUGGUUUCGGAGGACGAAUGGUGACGGAGGAAUGUCCAUUGGCCAUCAUAGUCCUCAUUAUCCAGAACAUUCUGGGCCUGAUCAUCAACGCCAUCAUGCUGGGCUGUGUGUUCAUGAAGACAGCUCAAGCCAACCGAAGAGCAGAGACCCUCAUCUUCUCCCGUAACGCAGUCAUUGCCCCGAGGAAUGGCCGACCAACAUUCAUGUUCCGUGUUGGGGAUCUGAGGAAGAGCAUGAUCAUCUCAGCCACAAUACAGCUUCAGGUGAUUCGGCGUACAGUAACUGCGGAGGGUGAGGUGAUUCCUGUCUGUCAGCUCGAUAUCCAGGUGGAAAAUCCUCUCAGGAGCAAUGGUAUAUUCCUCGUCUCUCCACUUAUAAUCAGUCACACCAUUGACAGAGGAAGUCCGCUGUACGAGGUCUCAGCGCAGUCACUGGCUACGGAAGACCUGGAGAUCAUUGUCAUCUUGGAAGGUGUUGUGGAGACCACCGGCAUCACCAUGCAGGCCCGCACAUCCUACACGCCAGAGGAGAUCUUUUGGGGUCGGCGUUUCGUCUCCAUUAUGACGGAGGAGGAUGGGCGCUACUCAAUCGACUACUCCAAAUUUGGAAACACUGUUCCCGUCCGGAUGGCGGCACUCAGCGCUAAGGAGCUGGACCAGACCAGGGGUGUGCAGGACAGCGGACCCCAUGAGGGUAAACCUCAGGGCUGGGGGCUGGUGAGGGCGGGACGGGGCGGGUACAGGAGGGGCGGCGGCCGGGCCUGCGAUGACACAGCAGUCAAGCCUUGGUACGUGCCAGCGGAGAAGGAGGAGGAGAAGAAGGGGCAAAAGAAAAGGGUGAAACUUGAGGAAAUAGGCAGAGAGAUUGAAGAAGAAACAGUGGAGGACAUGAGCGAUUAGAACAAAAACAUUUAUUUGGUUUUUCAGGUAUGGAAGUAGAAAUAACCUAGAAGUUAUUGUUAACUAGUUCACUUAAAGUUAUAGUUUACCUAAAAAUGAAAAUUCUGUCAUCAUUUACUCAACCUCAUGGUGUUCCAAACUCAAAAGACUAGUUAAAUAUUCACCAAACGUAAACCGUUUGAUUCUUAUGGAUUUGAUUUGUAGCAUCUUUAUAACCUUUUUGGAUCUUCUAAGUUCUGGUUACCUGGACAGAAAUCUUUCAAGUUUCAUUCAGAAUAAUGACCAAAGUCUAAUGGGUUUGGAACAACAUCAGGGUGAGGAAAUUAUGACACAAUUUCCUUUCCUUUUUUUUUUUUUUGGAGAACUAUCCCUUUAAUAUUCAAGAAUAUUAUAAAUAAUAGUCUCAGAUAUGUUUUAUACUACACAUGUUUUGUAAAACUAAAACAUGGACAACUGUAGCAUUGCUAACAAAUACCUCUGAGAAUUUCUUGUCCUUUCCUGCCAGCAAUAUAAUGAAUUUUAGGAUUGUUUUAAACAGAGAAAUAAGAUCUAUUGACAGCACUAGUCAAGAUA